AUGAUACUUUAUGCAGUGGGAAAUCAAGCUCCCUGCGGGCUGCCUCGCUGCUGCUCGUGCAGUGCUCCAGCCUCCGUGGCAGACAGCUGGCAGAGCAGAGGCAGCCAGGGCUGUUGUCACAGUACCAAGACAGAAGGCCACAUUCUUGGUUGUGCUACAGAACCAGCAAGUUUUCAUCGAUCACCGCAAGGAUUUCCUAAGAAUAAAAGCGCCCCAAGAGCCACUGCAGCACCCCGUGCCGCGGCGGUGCAAGAGGAUCGCAUUCAGGCGGCGCAGUGCAGGAACACCGCCGGGGUUCUGCCUGAAAGAACCUGCGGGAAAUGGAAGGGGCGAGGCGCCCGCACGCAGACGUGUCUGCUCCAAGGGCUGAGGAAAAGCGCCGGCCGGGCGCUCCCGCCUCCACGGAGCAGCCCGGUUCCCGGCCGCGUAGAGCCCGGGGAUGCGCCCGGCGUCGUGCAGGCUGAGCCGGCUCUCAGCUCUCCGAACGCCGCAGCUGCCCCUCCGGACCACAAGCCUAGCGCCGGCUGCCACGGGCCCCGACCUCGGGCUCUGCCACUUCGAAGGAGCGGCGGACAGCGAUGCCGGGCGGCUGAGCCCCGGUUGCCUGAGAGAGGGGGCAACGAGUCCGGCCACGCUAGGGGGCUCCGGGGCCGGAGCUGCCGCCGCGCCGCCACCCCUUCAAAAUGGCUUCGCCACCGCCGCGGCCCCUCGCCGGCAGGGCCGCCCGUACCCCCCCCCACACGCCGGGCACGCCGCACUGCACCCGUCGCGCCGCGCUCCACAGCAAGGUCACUUUCUUUUUGUUGAGAACCACAGAAAUACCAGUUCUACAUCCAAAAAGGAAAGAAGGGCUGCAAACCACCACCCACUGUGACUGACCUCAGAGUCAGCAGCACCAGGAGGACUGAGCCUCUCCGUUUCCAAAACCACCCCAGAAGCAGAUAAGUGCAUCCAGCCACAUAGGGCAAAGCCUUUUCUGUCAAAGUACCUCCACACAGACAGCAGUGAAUUUCAUCUGCUCUUCUACUGUCAGCAUUUCAUGGCUCGCGAUGCAAAUUGUUGCUCAGGUGCUCAACCUGAAUGGAAUUGGAAAAUAUUUAAAUAAUUAUGUCAAAAAUGAGUUCUUGCACAGUCUGCCUGCAAAAGCAGGCUUGUAAGGGAAGCAUGUCUUCAUCUGGGGAGUGAGGCUUCUGAGCUGUGACUUCUGUUUUGCUGUCAGCAUUUGCAGAUCUCAAAACAAACCCAACAGGACACAACAGAAAGUAGUGGUGCAGCUCCACACCUGCUUUGGCCUCGCUCUUCCAAAUUUUGCUGCUUCUCAGCCCCAAAGGCCAGUACCGCUCCUUUCCUCCCAUCUAUCUGAGCACUUCAUCAAGCCCCAUCAUCUCAUUCCCAGCCACAGCUGACCACAGACAUUGAUUGGUCAAGCAGAAAUCUUAAUUUCCCAGCUUUUUAUCCUGUUGAGGUUACUGAAUGAACAUCAAAAUUUAUUAAAUAAGCUAUAAGCUUAUUUAAUUUGCCCUCAGAUAAUAUUUUUUCAUCCAAGAAGCUACACUAAAUACUACCAACUGCAGCCUUUUUGCCUGAUGUGCUGCUUCAGAGCCUGGGAGUCACCAAGCUGCCCAGUACAGCACCCCUCUGCAGGCCAGACUGCCCCCCAAGUGAUGGGGCAGAAGUCCAGUACAUGAGGAGCCCAUGGAGAGCCCAGCCUCAGCUGCUUGUAUUCACAGAGAGCUCAAGAUGAAGGUGGACUCAUCUGCAAAAGCAGCAGCUCUGUGCCCGGAAGCAAAACGAGAGCUGGCAGAUUUGAGGAAGGAAGAAAAAACACUUGUGUACAUCCAUUUGUAGGAAGUGCAAGAGUCAAGGCUGUCCUCAACGCUGUAAAAAAGUAAUAGCUGUUCUGCAUGCUGGUAUUUCUAGAGAAAAGAUGUUAGGUGAAUCCAGUGAAAUGCUGAAUAUAUGCUGGAAAUAUAUUCAGAAGACGCUUCUACGAGGGGAGCAGAGGGACACGUGUCCAUCAUGUACACCAGCACCAGGACUCUCUGAAAAGGGUCAAACAGACCCAAACCACAGAAAGUACUGGACUGAUGGAGUGGAGAGGGUGGCUGCAGAGCUUUGCAGUCUGCCUGCUCUCCACAGCAGAGCUGUCCUGCAAACACAGCCACCAUAGAUGCUGUGCUGACCACAGGAAAUAUUUUCCUCACCCAAAGUGAAAUCUGAGCUGUUGUUGAUGCCAAGACAUAAGCAAAACCCAGGAGCCACAGAACGUGACAGCAAAGGAGAGAAUAUAAAAAAAUGCAAUAGCUAGCACCUGAAACCAAAAUGCUAUGGGGUGAAAGGCCUUCCUGGAACCACUCCUCACGUACAUCCUCCAACUGCAUGAAUGCUGCCCACAGCCCUGCCUGCAAUACCUAGCCACCAGAAAAAUAAACUGUUCAUUAAGGUAGUGAGGAUCAAAAGAGCCAACAUUGGAAGAACAGAAUUUGAUUAUACCAUAUGCUUUUAACUGUGGUUUUCUAUGGUUUUUGAGCCCUGUCAUUUUGUACUUUGUCUAUUCAUCUGACAAGCUGGCAAGUGCUCACAUAAGGAAUAGCAAAGGAAAGUUGCCAGCACUCUUACUGCAGUGUGCACCUGGGCCACGAGCUACAUGCCCUGUGUCAGGGAGAAGCAUGACCACCUAGCUGUCAGAGGAGUGUUUUAUAUACAUCUUUCAGAUAAAAAUGAUUUAUACUGCUGUAUCAAACAGUAUUAUUAAGACCUCACACUAAAUGCUUACUCUGCUUUCUCACCCACUUCUCUAGAGUGCUAAGGUGGUAGCAUGUGUGUUACUGUAUUGCAUCGAGCUUCCUCCCUAGUUGUUCUAUGCACACACGCAGCACCAAGCAGCUGCUCUGCUUGCGCUUGGCUUGUUCCCUCACCGCAUUUGCUCCUGGCAGGGUAAGGACUUGUGCACAGAUUUAUGGGGAGGAUGAAGCAGACCAGCACAAAAGGCUGGGCUGGGAACAACAACCUGUUUUUGUACAUCCUCCUUCAGAGAGAGGCCUAUGCACCUGCCCUGCCUGGGAGCAGCAUCAUCUGCAGGCUGUAGGCAGGCAACUCUUGGUUGGGGUAACCUUCACCUCCAGGAAAUCUUCACCUUUCUUACUGUAUUUUAUUUACAACUGAAGAAAAUUAUCACAAGCUCCUAUUUGAGGAUUGGUUUGUUUUUUUUUUUUUUUUUCAGGAUCAGCAGUAAGACUCCAUUUCUCCCCUGUGGACUGGUACAGAGACGAGUAUGGGGUGGGAGGCUUGGCAUCUUCCCCAGGUUCUUACCCUGCUCAAGGACUAGUCCAACCAACCACUGUAACUUGGUCCCCUGCCUAUUGCUAGGAUGAAAAGCAUGCCUUCCCUGCAAAGCACUGGCUUUGCAGAGCUGUGCUGAUAUAAAACAGUUACUGGUGCUUAGGAACCAUCACAUUUUUCCGAACCAUUUGCUCCUUUUCUUCCAGUUUUUAUCCAAAUCUUUUGUUUAAAACUUUUUUUUUUUUUUUAGUUCUCUGCUUAAUUUGUUAUUUGUAAGCAUGCUUUAAUAAAGAAAUGUAUUUUUAACAAGCUUCUGUCAAACUCUUGGGACACUGGGAAGAUUAGGCUGUUGUUUGUAAAACUGUGUAGCACUUCACAAAUGCCGUAAGCCAGAAGCAACAUGAGUGUUUCCAGCCCAGGUCAGCUCAACUUGCAUGCUGGUCUCAAUCCUUGGGGUCUUGAUGUCUCAGGAUACAUUUUGAGUCUCACAUUGCAUAAAGCUGCCCAGGGCAGGACUUCUUUAUGGGCUGAUCCUGCUGUCCACCAUCCUGCUGUGACUGUGGCCAGUUUGCCAGCCAGGGUGAUGCCACUGAUGAGGCUUAUGAGCUUUCAAGGUCCCUAUGGGAUGUGGCGUUUCAAGAUCUGACAUGACUGUGAGCUCGCCAGAGCCAUGCACUUCAGAAAUUAAUGGCUCUUCCCAAAAGUGUGCCUGUGACUGCUCUUUGAAAUCUUCCUUCACUCUUUGUGUCUGAUCACAGGCUCUGUAAGAGGCUGAAACCUCUGGCUACUUUUUAACAUCUCCCUCUGCACAUGCCCUCUGCACUGAGUGUGAAUGUCUGCUUGCCUGCAAGCUCUGACCUACAGAGAGGAGCCCAAGGGGAAGGAUGCACACUUUGGCAUCCCAACAGCUUUUGGGGCAUGCACUGUUCUGCUAUCGCAGUACGUCACUCCUGGUGGGCAGAUAAUGCUGAGUAUCAAUUCCACAUCCACCAUGUUGGGGCUGCACUUCAUGCCCAGCAUGCCUGUUCAAUCCAGACCUGCUUCCAGAGCUUUCAUCCUCACCCACAGGCUGUAGUGGUCACACUGUGUGACAACAUCCCACCACAUUUUCCUGCCUGCUUCUGC
This is a messenger RNA of Gallus gallus (chicken), 4407 nucleotides long. Its product is annotated as nascent polypeptide-associated complex subunit alpha, muscle-specific form-like. The transcript is spliced from 3 exons. The record is from RefSeq and is a predicted model, not a curated record. NCBI's taxonomy places the organism in Eukaryota, Metazoa, Chordata, Aves, Galliformes, Phasianidae. The coding region runs from base 1 to 807 and encodes 268 amino acids.